Molecule: messenger RNA, 651 nt
Organism: Debaryomyces hansenii CBS767
Lineage: Eukaryota; Fungi; Ascomycota; Pichiomycetes; Serinales; Debaryomycetaceae
Gene: FGR41
Product: Fgr41p
Exons: 1
Coding region: 1-651 (216 amino acids)
Source: RefSeq, a predicted model, not a curated record
AUGAAGCUUACUACAAUUUAUUCCUUAGCCUUCGGUUUAUUAUCGGCUCAAACACUUGCUGCUCCUGCUAAAGAUAACGAAAAGCGUGAUGAUGAUAAGGUUGUGAUUCACCUUACAUCUACUGUGCAGAAUACCCAGACCAAUACUCACAUUGUUGAAGGUACCAUGUCUACACAAACGAAUAUGAUUGUGAAUACUGCUACCGAAACCUAUACCCGCUACACUGCUACAGUUACUUCAACUGUGUUCGGUACGCCGCACACAUACACCACGGUCGCCAACACGCCUAUUCAGAACAAGGAAGUUGCUCCAAACACCAGUGAACCUCAAGAUAGCGGUACCACCGAGACUGCUGCUCCAGAAAAUAACGAUGCCACCGAGACUGCAGCUCCAGAAAAUACCGAUGCUACUCAAACUACCUCCACAGAAAUAGUCACCGACUCCCCAAGCUCAUCUGCGGAUGUAAAUGCGCCAGCAAUCACUCCUCAAAGUGCUACAUCGUCCGAUUCAUGGAUAAUAGAAAAUGUUUCCACCGUGACAUCUAACAGUGUUUGUGUGGUAAACUACGACUACUAUUAUGCCGAAGAAGAAGAUGACUCCGAGACCGUUACGUCGACGUCGACCAUAUAUACCACGGUUACCCAAAACUGA